Messenger RNA from Phacochoerus africanus (Common warthog), 2760 nucleotides. RefSeq names its product MINDY lysine 48 deubiquitinase 4 (gene MINDY4). The transcript is spliced from 18 exons. Lineage: Eukaryota; Metazoa; Chordata; Mammalia; Artiodactyla; Suidae. The coding region runs from base 85 to 2370 and encodes 761 amino acids. The record is from RefSeq and is a predicted model, not a curated record. Gene Ontology annotation, molecular function: K48-linked deubiquitinase activity; cysteine-type deubiquitinase activity. Gene Ontology annotation, biological process: protein K48-linked deubiquitination.
GCCACGGCAACGCGGCCAUACUGGCCCCAACGGACCCAGGGGCCUGGAGCUGCAGCGCGGCGGCCUCGUGGGCAGACCCAGAGCAUGGACAGCCUCUUCGUAGAGGAAGUGGCGGCCUCCCUGGUCAGGGAGUUCCUCAGCAGAAAGGGCUUAAAGAAGACGUGUGUGACCAUGGACCAGGAACGCCCACGCUCUGAUCUCAGCAUAAACAGCAGAAAUGUUCUCCGAAAGGUUUUGCAUCUUGAAUUUCUCUACAGAGAGAACAAGGCAAAGGAAAAUCCUCUGAAAACAAACCUUGAACUCAUUACCAGAUAUUUUCUGGAUCACUUUGAAAAUACUGCCAACAAUCUCACUCAAGAAACACCAAUCCCUGCACUCUCAGUUUCAAAGAAAAAUAACAAAUUACCGUUGAGAUGCUCAGAGACCACGCUAGUAAAUAUAUACGACCUUGCAGAUGAAGAUGCAAGUUGGAGAACAUCAUUGUCAGAAGCGAGCAAAGCCAGACACAGCAAUCUUGAUGGGGAUGUACUGGGUAAUUUUGUGUCAUCUAGAAGGCCUUCACACCAAAGUAAGCCGGUGCAGACUGUCCCAGGUGAAAGGCCCCCUCUGACUCCUGCUUGGGAGAAGACGGACAAGUUUCAGUCAUCAGAGCCUGUCUUGGACACGAAGAGGAUGGGCGAGAAGAUCAGGCCCAAGUCUGGCCUGAUUUUCCGAGGCAUGAUGGCCGGGCCCAUCGCCAGCUCCCCACAGGAUUCCCUCCGCAAACGCUCGCUGAGGCGGUCCUCAGCCUCGAGCAGCUCAACCCAGCCCCCCGAGGAAGAGAGCCCACCCGUUCCCGACACCCCAGCCUGUCCUGCCCCUCAGGAGGGCCUGGCUUCCAGCACCGGCUCCAUCCCCAGGAACCCACUGGGGCCGCUUAGCGAGGUGCCCUCGGAAAAGCAGAGAACCUCACCCAGCAGCCCUCCUCACUUGCCAGGCAAAGGGCUGCCCCAGAGGGGGAGUGACAGGUGGAAGGAUCUUUCGGAGGACAGUACAGCCAUGGACAGUGGCCCAGAAGCUGACAGGACUGCUUUGAAGUUCUCCUUGUCUGGUGGGAAUACCCUGACAAUGCAGGAGAGGCUGGAAAGAGCGUUCAAACGGCGGCAGGGGAGCCAGCUGUCACCCCUCAGGAAAAAUCAGUUGUCGGCGUCCAACAAGGUCGAUGAGGAGCUGGCUGUGCUUCAGAUUGAGGAUGUGGAGGAUGAAUUGGUAAAGGAAGAAGUCAUCCUGUCUCCAGUCCCAUCAAUGCUCAAGCUGCAAGUAGCAUCAAAGCCCAUCGACCUCUCAGUGGCAAAGGACAUAAAGACCCUUCUGUUUGGGUCCAGCCUUUGCUGUUUCAAUGAAGAAUGGAAACUUCAGAGUUUUGCCUUUAAUGACGCAGCCUCGUUAAAAUAUGGCAUUGUGCAGAACAAGGGUGGUCCCUGCGGGGUUCUGGCGGCUGUCCAAGGCUGUGUCCUACAGAAGCUCCUGUUUGAAGGAGAUAGUGGAGCCAGCUGCGCUCGGCAGCUGCAGCCUUCAAACGCUCACAGGACCCACUGCUUGGCCCUGGCCAUCGCAGACAUUGUGUGGCGGGCCGGGGGCCACGAGAGAGCCGUGGUCACACUGGCUUCGGGAACACAGCAGUUCAGUCCAGCGGGGAAAUACAAAGCAGAUGGAAUCUUAGAAACACUCAUACUCCACAGUUUGACCUGCUAUGAGGAGCUGGUGACUUUUCUUCAGCAGAGCAUCCAUCAGUUUGAAGCAGGCCCCUAUGGAUGUGUCCUGCUUACCCUGUCGGCCAUCCUGUCCAGGUCCACAGAACUGGUCCGCCAGGACUUUGAUGUCCCCACCAGCCACCUGAUUGGAUCACAUGGAUAUUGCACGCAGGAACUUGUCAAUCUGCUCCUGACGGGGAAAGCCGUGUCCAAUGUUUUCAAUGAUGUGGUCGAGCUGGACUCUGGCGACGGGAACAUCACGCUCCUCAAAGGCAUCGCCACGCGCAGCGACAUUGGCUUCCUGUCUCUCUUUGAACAUUAUAACGUGUGCCAGGUCGGCUGCUUCCUGAAGACCCCGAGGUUCCCCAUCUGGGUGGUGUGCAGUGAGAGCCACUUCAGCGUCCUCUUCAGCCUGCAGCUGGAGCUCCUGCGAGACUGGAGGACCGAGAGGCUCUUUGACCUGUACUACUACGACGGCCUAGCCAACCAGCAGGAGCAGAUCCGGCUGACCAUUGACACCACCCAGACCGUCCCUGAGGACAAAGACAACGACCUCGUCCCGCCCCUUGAGCUCUGCAUUAGAACCAAGUGGAAGGGGGCAUCAGUGAACUGGAAUGGCUCAGACCCCAUCCUGUGACUCUCCACGUGGGUAAGCCCCACAGCUCCAGUGCUCAUCACUGGGGGUGAUGGCUGAAUCCCAGGCCUGAAGGACAAGUCUCUCAGAAGAGUGUCACCUGCACAUGGACCAGCACUGCUACAGAAGCAUCCAGAACCUCCCUACCCCUGCCAUGAAGGGCCUGCCCAGGACUGUGGGCCCAGAGUACUGCUUUGCAGCACCCUCUGGGCUGAGCUGUGGCUGCCAAGGAUGGAAUGAGGCCGGGCGGGGCCUCUGCUGCCCCCCACCUGCAUCCCUGCCUCACUCCCUGCCAAGCCAUCCCCUCGCCAGGCCUCUGAUACGGUCGGCCCUGGGGACCCUGGGCACUCCUUAUUUCUGGUAGUUGGCUCUAUAAAGCAGGAGUCAAACCCA